AUCAGAUGAAAUUUCUUGAAGGGGCAUCAACAUUUUUGUCUCUUUACAAUUAAUUACAAAUUUAAAAGAAAAAAUCAAAAUAUUAUGAAUAUUGACGAAAACAAUAGCAAUACUGUUUGUAAUAAUAAUGAAAAUGCUAAAAAUAUAGAAACAGAUCUAGAGAAUAGCUGUUCCGAUACUGCUAACAAAUUUGGUGGUUCCGUAUCUAUGACCGCAGUUAUGGCCAAGGAAUUUCCAUCUUCCAAGUGGAUAAAACUAAAUGUUGGUGGUAAGGUAUUUCUUACCACAAUAUGGACAUUGGUAAGCAAAGAGCCGGAGAGUAUGUUGGCACGUAUGUUUUCACAAGAUGGAGCUAUGCUACCUAGUAACCAAGAUGAACAAGGGGCUUAUUUAAUAGAUCGGAGUCCGCAUUAUUUUGAACCAAUUAUUAACUAUUUAAGACAUGGCCAGUUAAUAGUUGAUCAAAAUGUCAGUUUGGAGGGUGUUUUGGAGGAGGCAAAAUUUUUUGGUCUAGAAACGUUGGUUAGCCAAUUAGAACCACAAAUAUUACAACAGAAUCAGUCAAUGGAUAAUGUACCUUUGACUCGAAGAGAUGUCAUUAAGGCUUUAAUACAAACAUCACAAAUAACAGAGAUUCGUUUCCAGGGCGUGAACUUAGCAGGUGCUGACUUAAGAAAGCUGGACUUUCGUAACAUAAAUUUUAAGUAUGCUUGCAUGCAAAGAUGCAAUCUAUCACACGCUAAUCUAACAUAUUGCUGUUUGGAACGUACGGAUUUGGCAUUUGCCAAUUUAGAAUGUGCUCAACUUGUAUCCGUUAAAGGUUUGUGUGCCAACAUGGAAGGUGCCAAUUUAAGGGGAUGUAAUUUUGAGGACCCAUCCGGUUUACGCACUAACCUUGAGGGCGUUAAUCUUAAAGGUGCUUGCUUAGAAAGUUCUAAUAUGGCAGGCGUCAAUCUUAGAGUGGCCAAUCUUAAAAAUGCUAAUAUGAAAAAUUGCAAUCUACGAGCUGCAGUAUUGGCGGGCGCAGAUUUGGAACGUUGUAAUUUAUCUGGCAGUGAUUUACAGGAGGCCAAUUUGAGAGGAGCUAAUCUAAAAGAUGCUGAACUUACUCUUAUGGUUACUCCAUUGCAUAUGGCUCAAGCCAUACGCUAAAUUAUGACAUCGAACAUUGCUUUAAAAGAAGUGUUUGAUGCAUUAUUUCUGUGAUGCCUCGUUCUUUUUUAUUCUUUGUACAAGAAAAAUAUAUUUAAUCAUUUCCUUAUGUAUUCAUUUAUUCCAAUAAUGUGACUUUUUCAUGACUACCUACCACUUUCCUUUUUAGAAUAUAAGUUUAUGUGAAUAUCUUCAUUUAAUUUUAUAAUGUUAAAUAAUUUAAAUAAAAAAAAUCAAAUUAUAUUUUCACAAAAA
This is a messenger RNA of Calliphora vicina (urban bluebottle blowfly), 1407 nucleotides long. Its product is annotated as BTB/POZ domain-containing protein KCTD9. The record is from RefSeq and is a predicted model, not a curated record. Gene Ontology annotation, molecular function: protein binding. The transcript has 2 exons. Gene Ontology annotation, biological process: protein homooligomerization. NCBI's taxonomy places the organism in Eukaryota, Metazoa, Arthropoda, Insecta, Diptera, Calliphoridae. The coding region runs from base 85 to 1152 and encodes 355 amino acids.